ACCCGUGUCUCAGAAUUCCAACUCAUGGGCUUCUCAGGAGACCCUGGCCUACAGCCUGUCUUCUUUGGACUGUUCCUGUCCAUGUAUCUGAUCUCAGUGGUUGGGAAUCUGCUCAUCAUCCUAACCAUCAGCUCUGACUACCACCUCCACACCCCCAUGUACUUCUUCCUCUAUAACCUAUCCUUGGCUGACAUCUGUUUCAUCUCUACCACAGUCCCAAAGAUGAUUAUGAAUAUAAAGACUCACAGCAGAACUAUCUCGUAUAUGGGGUGCCUGACACAGAUGUCUCUUUUUAUCAUUUUUGUAUGUAUGGAUAAUAUGCUUCUGACUGUGAUGGCCUAUGACCGGUUUGUGGCCAUCUGUCACCCUCUGCAUUAUACAGUAAUUAUGAACCAUCACCUCUGUGUUUUCUUAGUUUUGGUGUCAUUUGCACUCAGUGUAUUUGAAUCCCAGAUCCACAAUUUGAUUGUAUUACAGAUUUCUUGUUUCAAGGAUUUAGAAAUUGCCAAUUUCUUUUGUCAUCCUUCUGAACUCCUUAACCUUGCCUGUACAUACAAAUUUAGUCAUACCAUACUUAUUUAUAUUAUUGGUGUCAUACUUGGUAUUUUCCCUGUUUUAGGGAUCAUUUUCUCAUACUGUAAAAUUAUUUCCUCCAUUUCAAAUAUUUCAACCUCCAAUGGAAGGAAGAAAGCCUUCUCCACAUGUGGGUCUCACCUGUCAGUUGUAUGUUUAUUUUAUGGAACAGCCCUUGGAGAGUACUUUGGUUCAGCUGUUUCCCAGUCUCCCAGAAACAAUGUGGUGGCCUCAUUUAUAUACACAGUGGUCACUCCUAUGCUGAAUCCCUUCAUCUACAGCCUGAGGAACAGGGACAUUAGUAGAAUCCUGAAGAAGCUCCAGAGAAUGAUGGUGAAAUCUUUAAUCGUAUGGCAUCCAUCUUGGACAAAUGUGUAA
This is a messenger RNA of Castor canadensis (American beaver), 951 nucleotides long. RefSeq names its product olfactory receptor 7E24-like. Gene Ontology annotation, cellular component: membrane. Lineage: Eukaryota; Metazoa; Chordata; Mammalia; Rodentia; Castoridae. Gene Ontology annotation, biological process: G protein-coupled receptor signaling pathway. Gene Ontology annotation, molecular function: G protein-coupled receptor activity; olfactory receptor activity. The record is from RefSeq and is a predicted model, not a curated record.